Pseudopodoces humilis (Tibetan ground-tit) is the source of this 1603-nucleotide messenger RNA. It is a transcript of the gene WNT5A, whose product is annotated as Wnt family member 5A. Gene Ontology annotation, biological process: neuron differentiation; cell fate commitment; canonical Wnt signaling pathway. The record is from RefSeq and is a predicted model, not a curated record. Lineage: Eukaryota; Metazoa; Chordata; Aves; Passeriformes; Paridae. Gene Ontology annotation, cellular component: extracellular region. Gene Ontology annotation, molecular function: frizzled binding; cytokine activity.
GGACGCGGAGCUGUUCCUUGUCGCUCCUGGUACCUCCCCGGGCCGGUUCCGGCCCUGGGGCUGCCGUCGGGGCAGUCACCGCGGUGCCAACGCGGAGCUCGGGGCUGCCUCGGCGAUCGCGGAGGACGGGAGCCCCGAGGCUGCGCCGAGAUGUUUUAGGGGGCGGCGGGGAAGGGCAAGGACCGGCCGCAUCAUCACCGUGCGGGAGCCCUCGGGUCCCCCGCGGAACAGGCACCGGCCCCCCUCCCUCUCGGGCUCGCUUUGCAAACCUGAAGCCGACUUUAGCCAGCCGAGAGCCUUUGGUGUCCCCGCCGCGGGCAGCGAUGGGAAAUCCAGUGCAGUAUUAAUCCACGGAGGUGCUGUGGGGACAGUUGGCAGUACAAUGGCUUCUCAGUACCUCGUAGUGGCUCUGGCCGUUUUCUCCUCUUUUACCCAGGUUGUAAUAGAAGCCAGCUCUUGGUGGUCUUUAGGGAUGAACCCCAUGAACCCCAUGAACCCUGUUCAGAUGUCAGAGGUGUACAUUAUAGGAGCCCAGCCACUAUGUAGCCAGCUAGCAGGGCUUUCCCAAGGACAGAAGAAACUCUGCCAAUUGUAUCAGGACCAUAUGCAGUUCAUUGGAGAGGGUGCAAAGACGGGCAUUAAGGAGUGCCAGUAUCAAUUCAGACACAGAAGAUGGAAUUGCAGCACUGUGGACAACAACUCUGUUUUUGGCAGAGUCAUGCAGAUAGGCAGCCGGGAGACGGCGUUCACCUACGCGGUGAGCGCAGCCGGCGUGGUCAACGCCAUGAGCCGCGCCUGCCGGGAGGGCGAGCUGUCCUCCUGCGGCUGCAGCCGCGCCGCGCGGCCCAAGGACCUGCCCCGGGACUGGCUGUGGGGCGGCUGCGGGGACAACAUCGAGUACGGAUAUCGCUUCGCCAAGGAGUUUGUGGAUGCCCGGGAGCGCGAGCGAGUUUACCAGCGAGGCUCCUACGAGAGCGCCCGCAUCUUGAUGAACCUGCACAACAACGAGGCUGGCAGAAGAACGGUGUACAACCUGGCUGACGUGGCCUGUAAGUGCCACGGCGUCUCGGGCUCCUGCAGCCUGAAGACCUGCUGGCUGCAGCUCGCCGAUUUCCGUAAGGUGGGCGACGCCUUGAAGGAGAAAUACGACAGCGCCGCCGCCAUGAAGCUCAACAGCCGGGGGAAGCUGGUGCAGGUGAACAGCCGCUUCAACGCCCCCACCAUCCACGACCUGGUGUACAUCGACCCCAGCCCCGACUACUGCGUGCGCAACGAGAGCACCGGCUCCCUGGGCACCCAGGGCCGCCUGUGCAACAAGACCUCGGAGGGCAUGGACGGCUGUGAACUCAUGUGCUGCGGCCGGGGCUACGACCAAUUCAAGACGGUGCAGCGAGAACGCUGCCACUGCAAGUUCCACUGGUGCUGCUACGUGAAAUGCAAGUUGUGCACAGAGAUCGUGGACCAGUUUGUGUGCAAAUAGGGCACGGACGAGGUGGGAGGAACUGCAGCCACCUGCCAGCAAGGGGUGCAGGCCCCUCUCCAUUUUCGCAGGACUAUCUCCACUUUAUUUAUAGAGUCCAACGAGUUUUCGUCUUCUUUUAAG